Cucurbita moschata (crookneck pumpkin) is the source of this 1206-nucleotide messenger RNA. RefSeq lists its product as uncharacterized. Gene Ontology annotation, molecular function: 3'-5'-RNA exonuclease activity. The record is from RefSeq and is a predicted model, not a curated record. Bases 165 to 1094 code for a protein of 309 amino acids. Lineage: Eukaryota; Viridiplantae; Streptophyta; Magnoliopsida; Cucurbitales; Cucurbitaceae. The transcript is spliced from 7 exons.
AGGAUUUCUUUCCCUCUCCCUCUCUAAUCUCAGCUACUUUUGAUUCUUUACCCGUACCGGAAGGAUCGAAUGUACCGAUAGGUUCUAGCUACUGCUGAUCCUUUUUGGUUCUUAAAAUCAGUAAUCAACAAAAAGUAGGGAUUUUCGAAUUCUGGAAGAGAAAAAUGAGUGUUACUUUGACUGUAAUGACAUUCAAUCUCCACGAUGAUCAACCACCAGAGAGCUCAAAUUCUUGGGAGAAGAGGAGGGACUUGUGUAUCAGUGUCAUCACUAGCUACUCUCCCGCGAUUCUCUGCACUCAGCAAGGUGUGAAAUCUCAGUUGGACUUUCUUCAGCAGGGCUUGCCUGGCUAUGGCCAAUUCGGGGUUUCAAGAAAAGGAUCCAGAGACACAUCAGAUGAACACUGCACAAUCUUCUACGACAAGGAGAAGGUUGAGCUGUUAGAAGGAGGCACAUUUUGGUUAUCAGAAUCACCUUCUGUCCCGGGAAGCAUGUUGUGGGGUUCGAUCGUUCCGCAUAUUGCAACGUGGGCGACAUUCGAACUGAAAGGAAUCGAGCCUCCUGGGUUCUCAUUUCAGAUAGUGAAUACGAGCAUGGAUGAGCUCAACCCUCGUGCUCGUAGACGAAGCGCUUUACUUACAUGGCAGCACAUUGCAUCCUUACCUCCUAGCUUGCCAGUUAUAUACUGUGGAGGUUUCAACACAGAAAAGGAAUCAACUACUGGUCGUUUUCUUCUUGGGAGAUCCAGAGAAAAAGGUGCAGUUGGGGACAUGAGAGAUACAUGGGCGAUUGCUCGGGCGAGGAAGAAUGUUUCUCUGAUUCGAACAUAUCAUGGCUUCAAAGGUGACAAACAGGGAGCUUUUGAAUUUUUCAAGUUGAUUCUAAGAGCACUCUGCCUUUGCUGGGAUCGCCAGACCCAAGAUCUACAUGUAGAUUGGAUUCUUUUCAGAGGUAGAUCUUUGAUCCCUGUCGUGUGUGAAGUGGUAAACGAUAAUAUCGACGGAUUUUACCCGUCGUCUCACUACCCUUUGUUUUCCGAAUUCAUGCUUCCUCGUACCGUCAGAAUGCUCGAAACAACAACUACUCAAGAGUGACACUAAAUCACCAUUUGUUAUAACUCAGAAUUCUCCAUUGUUCUCUGUUUAAGCUCCAAAUGAUGUGUUUGUUGAUGUAGAAGUUCAUGUUUAUAGCAGCAAGUUUUCUCUA